Lasiosphaeria miniovina is the source of this 1491-nucleotide messenger RNA. Its product is annotated as glycoside hydrolase. The transcript has 3 exons. The record is from RefSeq and is a predicted model, not a curated record. Bases 315 to 1055 code for a protein of 246 amino acids. NCBI's taxonomy places the organism in Eukaryota, Fungi, Ascomycota, Sordariomycetes, Sordariales, Lasiosphaeriaceae.
AAGCCACCAUCGGCAACGCAGCCAUGGGCGGCCCAUUUGUCACAGUUGCUCGCAGGAAACAGGGCUGCUCUCCUCCGCAAUAUGCGCGUCUGUCGUGACUUGUCCAAGACGGGGGCACUCGGUGCCUUUUCGGACGAACAGGUCGUGCUCGACUUGUUGAUGGCCGCAUUCCCGGCUUGGUACGAUCAAGAGGGCUCAUCUCAGUGUGUCCAACUUGUAUAAAUACCCGUGGCCCCGUCCAUGGGUAUGUCCAUCACAAUAGCAGUAGGCAAGGCAACAUAUUUCGACGCAUCUGAUCUCGCCAACGCGCCACUAUGAGGUUCUCACUGGCUUCGCUUCUAGCAUACGGCCUCGCCGUAGAUGCUCACACCAUCUUCCAGAAAGUCUCCGUCAACGGCAAAGACAACGGCCAGCUCACCGGCCUGCGUGCCCCGGGCAACAACAACCCCGUCCAGGAUGUUACCAGCCAGAAUAUGAUUUGCGGCCAGUCGGGGUCGAAAUCGUCGUCUAUCAUCAAUGUGGCGGCGGGCGACCGUAUCGGAUCAUACUGGCAGCAUGUCAUCGGCGGUGCCCAGUUCGCAGGAGACCCAGACAACCCGAUCGCCAAGUCUCAUAAGGGCCCUGUGAUGGCGUACCUUGCCAAGGUCGACAACGCAGCCUCGGUCGGGUUGAGCGGCCUCAAGUGGUUCAAGGUCUGGCAGGACACAUUCGACACUAGCAGUAGGAAAUGGGGCGUUGACAAUAUGAUGUCCAACAAUGGGUGGGUAUACUUCAACCUCCCCACAUGUAUCGCCCCGGGGCAGUACCUCCUGCGCAUGGAAACGCUCGCCCUGCACUCAGCCAAAACCCAGGGCGCAGCCCAGUUCUACCAGAGCUGCGCUCAGAUCAACGUGUCGGGCUCUGGCACGCUUUUGCCCUCGUCCACCGUCAGCUUCCCGGGCGCGUACAAGGCCAACGACCCCGGCAUCUUGAUCAACAUCUACGGCCUGAAGGGUGUCCCCGAUAUGGACGGCAAGCCGUACACCGCUCCGGGCCCGGCACCCAUUUCGUGCUGAGCUGGGCUGGGUUGAGUUGGACCGAAACAUGACGAGUCUCCUUUUCAGGUUGUUUCAAAGUAUGUCGCUGUUGCCAGGGAAACUCGCUGCUGCGAGGAUACCGCUGGUGCCGGACGAGGAAACUUCGGGGUUCAUAGAUCAUCGAUCAUGGUUGAUUCACACACGCCGUAUACACAGCGAGUAUAUGAGUGUAGGGCAUGUGGGGCAUGCGCUGGUAAGGAAUUUUUGGGAUUUAAGCACGGCUUUGCUAGGGGCAGCCCAGGCGGGCCAGCUCACAGCGGCAGAGACCAGGGAUAGGCAUUCUUCACCGUCUCUGCAGCCGGAACCCUUUCUUGUAUGUAAAUACACUACGUUAGCAUGCCCUGUCAACAUCUCCAAAAACACUCUCUUGACUCUCUUGUUCAAGAAAGGCGUCGCGCUCGCUGUACACUCUAAU